Protopolystoma xenopodis is the source of this 1812-nucleotide messenger RNA. NCBI's taxonomy places the organism in Eukaryota, Metazoa, Platyhelminthes, Monogenea, Polystomatidea, Polystomatidae. The record is from the annotation of a GenBank genome assembly.
AUGCGCCAGGGCAGCCAGACUCCACUGGCCAGCUCUACGGAAUCACUAAGUCAGUCAUGUACUCAGCUUGUACCUCAAUCCGGGAGUCAAAUGUCGGUCUGUCCAGUAGUCCCGGCUAAUAGACCCCAGGCCGAAGAGCAACAGAGAGCAUUAGGUCUACUUUCCGAUAAGCAUAACAAACCGCUUGACUCUCAGAGUUAUCAGGACGGCUCAAUGUCACCAACAUCAGCAGUGCAAAUCGGCUUGCAUCAAGUCACUCAACUACCCUCGACACUACCAAAAGAACUAAACCAAUGUCAUGGUUUGAUGGGGACUCAACCCAUGCAUGUAUCUGCUCUUGCUGGAGGCCAUAUUAGCCAGGUCCUUUCAUCAGAAGCCAAAGAGUUAGUGAAUGUAGGGGAGCAUCAAAAGCUCAGAUUCGAUGUUUCUAUGCAGCAUUCAGCGGAUCAAAAUCCUGACUUAAGCAUAGAAUUUAAAAAGACAUCAGAAAACUCUCUUUCACAGCAGAAUAUUGUCCAUGAAACGAAUAGUUACUCCGAUUCGACUAACCUGUCGACUUCAUCAAAGGAGCCUUUCUCGUCACAUGAGAAAGCACAGGCGGUGAGCCAAACUACCGACCUUCUAAGUAAUCAACAGACUACACUUUCUGGCUCCAAAUUCACCAAUGAACAACAAAAAUUAUCGGACGUUUCUGGUUCAAAAAUAGUCUACCAAAGUCUAAAAACUUCUUUACUUUCAGAAAGUCCUUCUGAAACUGCAGUUACAAGUGCCACCCAAGUGACUGAUUCAACAAAGGGCUUUAUUGGUUUUACAGCGCCCCUAGAGUUAAUUUCACAGAGUAACGCCGAGUCGUCUUCGAAUUUGUUGACUGCUGCUCAACAAGUUUCACAGAAGGCCAUUUCGCGAACUAAUCAGAUAUAUGAUGGCUUGGUUCAGCCUCUGUCUCAACUGGCUUCACCUUUAAUCGAAACUCGGGCUCCCGUUAUGGUUUUCGGACAGCCCACAGAGUCUCUUGCGGAGAGGCCGGACACCAAGAUAACUAGUCAAUGUCAGCCUCUUUCGAGUGUAAACACCGCGGCCCACUCUGACCUUCCAAGUUCAGCUGUAAAGUUAUCCGACUCCAGUGGUUUGACCCAAGUUCAGCCGAACAAAGAACCAUAUUCUGCGCUCUCUUAUGAACUCGAACAGGUUUUCAGUGCUAGCGACAUUCUCAAACUCAGUCCCAUUGAAUCCGCCGCUCCUGCGGAGAUACCACUAAAGGAACCUCAUAUCAAGGUGCCUUGGAUGAAGCCUCCAUGGACUCAAAAGCCAUUAGAGCAGCCAAACAAGCCCAGGCCUCUGAAGGUUCUUAUCGAGCAGAGCAAAUGGCCCCAGUGCACAUCAGACUCACCAACUAGCCUAGCAAAUGCAUUCGGUCCCGGCCUUGGUCUUUGCCCCGAUCAGCCUGUUCUUGUUGACCAGGCGACUGAGUUCACCAUCGACUUGAGCCGGUUGGCCUCGACAAAGAGCCCUCAACAAACAGAUUCAGCCUCUAGUGUCGAGGUUGUUAUCCAGGGGCCCAAGGAGCCUGAUUCGGUCGUUUGCGCAGACCGAGGUGACGGAACACUGGGUGUGAUGUACGUACCUCGCCAGGUUGGCAAGUACGUCGUCAGCCUUGUGCAUGCCGAUCAGACUCAUCUUCCCGGCAGUCCCUUUGUGGUAGCUGCCUAUCCGGCAGAUCGCUCUCACCUUAGCACCGAUGAAGUCGUCACAUAUGGUCUCGGAGUUGGCAAAUGGGGUAUGAGGCCUUCGGAGGGCAAAUGGAAAGCUUGA